Molecule: messenger RNA, 2258 nt
Organism: Rhododendron vialii
Lineage: Eukaryota; Viridiplantae; Streptophyta; Magnoliopsida; Ericales; Ericaceae
Product: primase homolog protein-like
Exons: 13
Coding region: 670-1905 (411 amino acids)
Molecular function (GO): single-stranded DNA binding; 5'-3' DNA helicase activity
Source: RefSeq, a predicted model, not a curated record
AAUAAAUGCAUCCCCAACAGCCUAGUCAAAGAAGAGAAAGUUAUUGAAAACUCAGGCCAAAGCCCUAAUUUUUCUUCACUUCCCCAAAUCUGUCAGAGACAAUUUGCGCAACUUUCACCGGAGAUUUCACCGGCGUCGGAUCUUACCCUAUCCGGUCACCAUAGUUUCUCCUCACUCUCUCCUUCAUCUUCCUUUUGAAAGAAGAAAAUCAAGAGCCACAAACAAACCCACUUCACCGCCACCACAAUUCCCCCAUCUCCGGCACCGUCACCGUCACCGCUCAACCUCCAGCAACCACCACCAUCCGGAAUCCACCGUCGUCGGUCUGGAACAAGGUUCCUUCAGAGAGAGAGAGAGAGAGAGAGAGAGGGAGAGGCUCAAAAACCUCGCCACACCAGGCGAGGUACUGUAGCGGAAGAUAAACUGGCGACCUCCUCAUUGAGGCUGCUGGGUCUGUGUUUUCCGGCAAUUUCUCGCCACUUUGUCCGAGGAUGAGCUUUGGUGAGGCUCCUGGAGAUGCUCUUAAACAAACGUCGACCAGUAAUUUUCCGACCCUAACAAAAUACUAGUCCAUUGGAGCACUCGAAACAAGGCAUCCAUAUCCUUCCUCCAUGGAUAGUAGAUCAUAAAAAGUACUUGCUGAAAACAGCAAACAUCAAUAGGAAAAACAUGACUCUGCUUCCACAGUGUCUGAGUCGCCGAAUCCUCACUACUCCUUUGUCCUCAACUCCACCUCCCCAUUACAACACAACAAUCAGAACAGCAACAAGGAGGACGAUGAUACCCAUAUCAAUCUGUUCACGCUUCCACCAUAUUCCUCCUCCAGCCCAUCACUUCCUAGUUUUCAACUCUUCUGCAAAACCGACCUCCGAUUGCUCCCCGUUCUCGCUCUGCAUUUCUGGGUGUCGCUCAAUUUCUAAAGCCACGGCGGCACCACCAGUUAAUCAUGGGUAUGAUGAAGAGAAAGAGACAAGUGAUUCUAGCAAAUUGAGGAUUUUGAAGCAAAAGGUUGAGGGUCUUGAAAUUAACUGCGAUUCUUAUGAACCUGGACAAUACGAGGUCUUGGUUUGUCCCAAGUGCAAAGGUGGGCAAUCAUUGGACAGGGGUCUAUCAUUUCAUAUAUCUGAAAAUGGAGAUUUUGCAACGUGGAAGUGUUCCUUUGUUGAAUGUGGCUGGGCAGGCCAGUGGUGCCAGGUCCUUGCAGAGGAUAUUGCAUCAUGUAAUAGAGUCAAAGUCAAUUGCACUGGAUUAAUGACAAUGGAGAGCCUGAGGCUAGUACCAGUAGGUGAAAAGCUAAUUUCAUAUUUCGCCGAGAGGAAGAUUUCAGAGGAUGUUUUGCAAAGGAAUGCUGUUAUGCAGAUUUCUGGUAAUCAGAAUGCUAUUGCUUUUACCUACAGACGCAAUGAAGUUCUUGUGACUUGCAAAUACAGAAGCCUGGACAAAAAGUUUUGGCAGGAGAAGUGUAAAGAGAGGAUAUUUUAUGGACUGGAUGACAUAAAGGGAGCAGAUGAAAUUAUCAUUGUUGAAGGUGAAAUAGAUAAACUAUCAAUGGAAGAAUCUGGCUUCCUUAAUUGUGUUAGUGUUCCUGAUGGUGCACCGGUGAAGGUGUCUGCUAAAUUGCCAUUGUUAGAAAAGGAUUCUAGGUUUCAGUAUCUGUGGAACUGCAAAGAGCACUUGGACAAGGCAUCUCGAAUUAUCCUGGCAACUGAUGGGGACCCACCUGGCAAUGCCUUGGCUGAAGAGCUUGCGCACCGUCUUGGAAGGGAAAGAUGCUGGCGGGUACGUUGGCCGAAGAAAGGUGGAUUCAGUUGUUACAAAGAUGCAAAUGAGGUUCUCAUGAACUUGGGAUCCGCUGCUUUGAGGGACGUAGUUCAUAGUGCGGAGUUAUAUUCGAUGCAUAAUUAGACCACCCGACAUGAGGUAUAUAUUAGAAUUGUGUUUUGUGCAAUAUAAUCAAGGAUUUCAUCCGUAGUCGAAUGUAGGGUCAUUUUGCACCAAUAUUAUAUAAGUGUAAACUGUGGAUAGCUACAGCUAUUUGGAAGCCACGGUUGUGGUCAACAUCGGGUAAUUAAACCUGUUACCAAUGAGAAGUGAACGUGAAAACUCCAAGUUUACUGCUAGUUCCAGUAGUACCGCAAACCACCGGGCUGCCCGGGUGGGUUAUAUUAGAUUAAGCCUUUCUGCACUCAAGCUGUAUAGAAUCUAUGAGAGGGUACUGACAGAGAGUUUCACUCAUUAUUGGAUUAUUAUUUGCAAAA